CACUUGUGAUUAAUUUGCAUACCCACAGACAAACACUUUUCACAGAGCACUGUAAACAUGAGAGUUCUUGAUGCAUAUUAUUUUCUUGGAGAAAAAUGCAUUAUCAAAGAAUCUAAUGAGCGGAGCUUUGUUCAUUAACUGUCUAUUCGGUUCUCAUUAAAGGAUAAUGGCAAAUUCACAGGGAUCAUUUGAAUCUUUGAAUAAAACCUGCAUAUAAAUCAGAGCCAUGUGGUGUACAUGAAGAAUCCUCAUCUGUAAGACUAAAAUGUGCUUCAGAAAGUGUCAAUAGUCUUCUCUACAAUGCAUGUCAUGAGCUCCGUGCUGGAUGAGCUGAUCUAUAAACGUGCUGAAUAUCAAGAGAAUUGCACUCGAAUUCUGAAAGCAACUAUCCCUACUGGAACUGGAAUAUUCUGCAAUGGAUCAUUUGAUGUUUUUGCCUGUUGGCCACAUUCAUCUCCUGGGAUAGUAUCUGUACCUUGUCCGUCCUAUUUACCAUGGAUCAGAGAAGGUAAUUCUGGACAUGUGUACAAGGAAUGCACAAUGAAUGGGACCUGGAAAACUGAGGAGAACUCCAGCACUGAAUGGAGAAAUCAGUCUGAGUGUGAACACCCUCAUUUUUUCAAGUCUGAGGAAGAUGAAGUAUUCCGGCAGUCUGUGUUGAGGGUCCUGUCCAUAGUAGGAUAUUCACUGUCCUUUUCUUCCCUUUCCUUGGCUGUCCUGAUAAUGAGUCUUCUGAGGAAGCUUCACUGUAUGAGGAAUUAUAUCCACAUGAACCUCUUUGUAUCAUUCAUAUUUAGAGCAACGGCAGUAAUAACCAAAGAGAUCAUAUUACAGAUUACGUAUUCUAACCUGCCCAGUGAUGAAAAUGGAUGGAACAGCUACACAAACUCUGUGAUUUCUGUGAUCUGCAAGGCCUCAAAGGUGUCCAUGGAAUAUUUUGUGGGGUGUAAUUACUUUUGGCUUUUGGUGGAGGCAGUAUUCCUGCACACCCUUCUGUUUACUGCAGUGCUGGCCAGGACUAGACUUCUGAAGAGAUACAUGAUUAUUGGAUGGGGUGGGGCCCAUUCUUAUUACAUACACUAUUUGAUGAACAUUUCUCCAUGUUUCUCUGUUAAUUACAUAAUUCAUAUAUUUAAAAAAUAUAUAUAUAUUAAUUUAUUUUCCAACCUUAUUCAACAACAUCAUCCAGGCACUCCAUUAUUGUUUUUGAUGCCCUGGACAGUAGUCAAAGCUUUGUAUGAAAAUGAAGGCUGUUGGUCGAAUAACAUCAGAUGGAUCUGGUGGAUAAUCAGAGGUCCAAUAACAUUAUCAGUGAUUGUCAUUUUUUGCAUUUUUCUCAAAAUCAUCAAACUCUUACUGUCAAAGUUAAAGGCUGACCAGGUGAAGUUCACCGACUACAGAUACAGUUUAGCCAGAGCAACACUUGUGUUGAUUCCUCUGCUUGGGGUCCAUGAGAUUGUCUUUACCAUAAUUAUAGACGAAUCGGUCGAGGGAAGCAACCGCUAUGCUCGAAACUUCGUCCAUCUGACCCUGAGCUCUUUCCAUGGUCUUUUAGUUGCAGUGCUGUACUGCUUUGCUAAUGGAGAGGUCCAGGCUGAGCUGAAGAAGAAGUGGCAGGUAUUUCUUGUUAAAAACCACUUUGAGGUGCACAACUGCUUUGCAGACAUACACCCCAAAUAUUUGUGGAAGUGCUCACAAAAGAACCCCAGACAAACCACAGAAGAGAGCGAAUCGAAUGAGGAAGGAAACUACGCCCCCACCCAGGAACAUGCACUCCAAGUUCCUGUCCAAUCAGCGGAAGAUGUGACUUGUGGGUGGAGCACAGGCCUGGAAUUUUACACAAGGAAGAGCCUCUCCAGCAGUGAUGGGGAAAUGACUUUAGGGGAGACAAUGGAGGAGAUUAUAGAGGAGAGUGAGUUCUAAGAGUGAGCUCACCUGCUUGUGAUUGAUGUUUGUUUAAAUAUGUAAUUUAAAAUGUAGAUGCAGUAUCUACACUUUAACAAUUGUAAAAGCUUCCAUAAUGUUUGAUACCUUUUAUUAUUAUUAUAAUUAUUAUUAUUAUUAUAUACACUCCAUAAUGUAGGUUUAGAAAAUUAUUUGGUGAAUUCACCAUUUCCUUCUAAAAUUAAAAAUGAAUUCAAUGAAGUCAUGAUUUAAUAUAGGACACAAACAAACAAAAUCUUUAUAUCACUCAAAUAUGUGACCUGAGAACCACACCUGUAAGCCCUAUGUUCAAACAGAAAAAAGAGUCAAAGGUGUGGCCCACGCUAUUUUAGCCAAUCAGAAACACUCUCUGUCUGUGAAUGAUUUUGCACACUUAGGUUUGCUGACAUCAGAUUUGUAUGACUGUUACAUACAGUGUUUUUAUUAAAGAGCAAAUGUAUGUGAAGUAUUAAAAGUUGUGGAUUAUUUACAUAGUUUGUGUGUGGUUACACAACACAUGGAUGGUGAUGACGAUAAUACUUAAAAGUGAAUCAAGACUUUUGAUUUGCCAAUGGACUGCUUGUGUCAGUGUAUUUCACUGUAAUAAAAUGUAUAGAUCUAAAGCAUAUCUUAUGAAAAUUAAAUGCAUUCCUGAUGAUGUACAGAAACCAUUUUUAACAUUGUCUGUAACUUUUGAUGUUUUAUACUGUACUGUAUGUAUGU
Myxocyprinus asiaticus (Chinese sucker) is the source of this 2646-nucleotide messenger RNA. RefSeq names its product glucagon-like peptide 2 receptor. Gene Ontology annotation, biological process: cell surface receptor signaling pathway; adenylate cyclase-modulating G protein-coupled receptor signaling pathway. The transcript is spliced from 12 exons. Gene Ontology annotation, cellular component: plasma membrane. Bases 301 to 1923 code for a protein of 540 amino acids. The record is from RefSeq and is a predicted model, not a curated record. NCBI's taxonomy places the organism in Eukaryota, Metazoa, Chordata, Actinopteri, Cypriniformes, Catostomidae. Gene Ontology annotation, molecular function: glucagon receptor activity; peptide hormone binding.